CUCGCAGUUUCGCAGUCACAAUUAUUUGAAAUCCCGAAGCAAAAACAUGAAACCCCUCCAAUUCGCCGUAACUUUGAUGCUGCUUUUCUGCCUGCUGGUAGCUGUAAAUGCUACGCCGGGAAAGGUGUAUAUCAAUGGAAAAUGCAUCGACUGUAAUAGGCCCGAUAACGAUGCGGGAAUUAUAACUCCUCCAGAACAUAACUCUGCGGCUUCCAUGUCGUACACUUUGACAUCUGGAGCGGUGCUCUUUGGAAUUAUAUAUAAUAUAUUCAUUUAAUUUGCCAUGUAAUGAAAACUAUAUUAAAAUGUGGAAACUAA
Messenger RNA from Drosophila yakuba, 318 nucleotides. It is a transcript of the gene BomT2, whose product is annotated as Bomanin Tailed 2. The transcript is spliced from 2 exons. NCBI's taxonomy places the organism in Eukaryota, Metazoa, Arthropoda, Insecta, Diptera, Drosophilidae. Bases 47 to 277 code for a protein of 76 amino acids. The record is from RefSeq and is a predicted model, not a curated record. Gene Ontology annotation, biological process: defense response.